GGCGGAGUGGCGUGAACAUGUCAGUUCCCAACACCUACGGCCUGGUGUUCACCUGCACCUGCGCCUUGAUCCUGGGUGUGGGGCUGGGCGCCAACCUGCUGGUCUUCUCCUUAUUCGCCAAGUACAAGACGCUGCGCAAGAACCGCCUGGACAUCCUCCUGCUCAGCAUGUCCCUGGCCGACUUCCUCACCCUGCUGCUCAUCCCCUUAACCUUGCACUCGGCCCUCAGCCACUCCUGGCCUCUGGACGAUGUGGCCUGUAAGGUCUACCAGUUCCUGUUGGCCUUCAGCUUGGCGGCCAGCACCUACUCGCUGUGUGCCGUGUCCAUGGCGAGGGCCAUGAUCAUCACCAAUCCCUACCAGCCUCCAGCUAUGGACCUGGUCAUCCUCAUGUUCGUUCUGGUCUGGGCCCUCAGCUUCCUCAUCAGCCUGCCCCUGAGAAUGUUUGCCACCAAAGAGAUCCUGAACUCCAGCCUUGUCGACUUCUCCUUCUGCCUUCCUACCCUCCACGAGCAUCACUACCAGGUGGUCCUCAGCCAGUUCGUGCUCUUCUACUUUGUACCCAUGCUGGUCAUUGCCUUCAAUUACAUCCGCCUGGCUCUGUUUCUCCACAAGAGUCCGGUCAUGUCCAUAUCUAGUGCCAGGAACACUCGGCGAGCCUCGGUCAUGGUCUUCUUGGCGGCCGCGACCUUCUCGGUGUGCUGGCUACCAGGCUACGUGCUGGAGCUGUGCGUUUACUUAGGGGUCUACCGACACGGACGGGCCUGGGAGCUCUUCUACUUUGUGUGCACGGUGCUCCAGUACCUGCACCCCUGCAUCAACCCUCUCCUCUAUGUGCUGCUGUCCAGGCGCCACAGGAGGGCGGCCCGGCUCUUCGGCUGCCGCCGGAACAGAGUGCGGCCGCAGGUCAGCGUGUCCGCGGACAUUUCGGCUCACACUUCGUGAUCAACUUGUGGGAUACAAAACUCCCUUUAAAAAAGGCCUAGACUUAAGACACACGUUGUUCAUCCCCAGGUUUUUUCAACCUAGUCUGGUGCCAGGAUUUGAGGAACAGAAAAGUAUCUGCUGCCACGUUUCAACAUCUUUGGAAAUAUGAGCACAGCUUCAGCAAGACUCAAGGAUGUCUCCCUGGUGGGCGAAUCGGCCAAAGAGUUUCCCUUGGCAACAGAAGUAUGAAUCACUAAGUAGAGGGACAGGUACUUUCCCAUUCCAAUUCACAGUACUUGGGAAUCGAAAACGAUAUUUAACUUUCGCUCAAAAAGGUUCAUUAUGUCUUCUUACACUUCUUACACUUUUUCAAAUGUUCUCGUAAUCAGACCAUAAAAUCAGACUUCCAUCUACAAACCCUGUUUCCAUAUGAGUUGGGAAAUUGUGUUAGAUGUAAAUAUAAACAGAAUACAAUGAUUUGCAAAUCCUUUUCAACCCAUAUUCAGUUGAAUAUGCUACAAAGACAACA
Messenger RNA from Nerophis ophidion (straightnose pipefish), 1455 nucleotides. RefSeq names its product galanin receptor 2a. Gene Ontology annotation, molecular function: G protein-coupled receptor activity. Bases 18 to 944 code for a protein of 308 amino acids. Gene Ontology annotation, biological process: G protein-coupled receptor signaling pathway. Gene Ontology annotation, cellular component: membrane. The record is from RefSeq and is a predicted model, not a curated record. The transcript has a single exon. NCBI's taxonomy places the organism in Eukaryota, Metazoa, Chordata, Actinopteri, Syngnathiformes, Syngnathidae.